Messenger RNA from Brassica rapa (field mustard), 2246 nucleotides. Its product is annotated as alpha-galactosidase 2. NCBI's taxonomy places the organism in Eukaryota, Viridiplantae, Streptophyta, Magnoliopsida, Brassicales, Brassicaceae. Gene Ontology annotation, molecular function: hydrolase activity, hydrolyzing O-glycosyl compounds. The record is from RefSeq and is a predicted model, not a curated record. Gene Ontology annotation, cellular component: plant-type cell wall. Gene Ontology annotation, biological process: carbohydrate metabolic process.
CCUAAAUAGGAACAGGUUGUGAGAUUUAUUUACAGUAGUUGAAUCUAGAAAAAUAUGUAGAGAAUUUGUAUAUACCAUGUCAUAUUCUUUUAUAUAAAUAUACAUAUAUGGUUUUACAAAUCAUUGAUAAUAUAUAUCAAAUAUCACAUUCAGAAAGCACGCCAGUUUUUCAAGUCCCACUAAAGUAAUGGCCACAGACAAUGACAUGUUGAACCAUAGUUUGGGGCUCACAAGUGCAACAUCACACUUCAAGUCGUCCUACUGGUGCAAUGUUGACAAAUUUGUAAUUUAAUUCUAUUAUAUCAACAUGUGUGAAUGCAUAAGAUUUAACGAUAUGAAUAUAAUAAUGUAUUUGGUACAAAAAAAUAUUCGAUUGUGUCUACUAGAAUCCAAUGCGAUCAUGACAAUGAAAAACCUAACCAUUUUUAUUGAAACGCGUGAAGGAUUAUGUUUCUGUGUUUUGGAUCUAAAAUGGCAUUAUCAGGUCACAACCUAAAGUGGAUUCGCCUCUGAAAAAUAUGUACUCCGUAUCUGAUUAACGAAUAAUAAAACAAAAAUUAAAAAUGGUAAACGUAAACGACCCACUUACUAAUUUGUCUGGAGACAAACUAGGACAGUCACAGUGUCCGUGUGUGUAUAUAUAUAUAUACACACAGAUCUCUACAUUUAUUAGAGAACCCACUUUUGAUUUUUCUUGAAUCUCUCUCUCUCUCUCUCUCUUUCUCACAGUCUGUUAAGUUAUUAUAACCAUUGAAGGAAACUUUCAUCAAGCAAUGGUUCUUCUUGGUUUCUUCUUACGGAUCAUUACUUUCACUCUGACUCUGACUCAGCUCGUUGAUGGGUUUCAGAGUCGAAUGUUGAUAAACAAUGGACUUGCUCUCACUCCUCAGAUGGGAUGGAAUAGCUGGAAUCAUUUUCAGUGUAACAUCAAUGAAACUCUCAUCAAGCAAACCGCUGAUGCAAUGGUUUCAAGUGGUCUCUCUGCAAGAGGUUAUAAGUAUAUCAACAUAGGUAAUUCAAUGAAGACCAUUGUUUGGUGUUUGUUACUCUGUUUUUUUUCUCAUAUCUCUGUUUCCUUAUUAUUGUCUACUGUUUUUUUCUGUGUGUUUAUUACAGAUGAUUGUUGGGGUGAACUUAAGAGAGAUGCUCAGGGAAACAUGGUUGCCAAAGCAUCAACGUUUCCUUCAGGGAUGAAAGCUUUAUCAGAUUAUGUUCAUAGCAAAGGGCUUAAGCUUGGGAUCUACUCUGAUGCUGGGACUUUUACCUGCAGCCAAACCAUGCCAGGAUCACUCGGACAUGAGGAACAAGAUGCCAAAACAUUUGCCUCAUGGGGGAUUGACUACUUGAAGUAUGAUAACUGCUUUAACACAGAGACAAGUCCAAAAGAAAGAUACCCAAAGAUGAGCAAAGCUCUAUUAAAUUCAGGAAGAUCUAUUUUCUUUUCUUUGUGUGAAUGGGGACAAGAGGAUCCAGCAACAUGGGCAGGAGAUAUUGGUAACAGUUGGAGAACAACAGGAGAUAUCCAAGAUAAUUGGAAGAGCAUGACAACAAUAGCAGAUCAGAAUGAUCGAUGGGCGUCUUAUGCAAGACCAGGAUCAUGGAACGAUCCGGACAUGCUCGAAGUGGGAAAUGGAGGCAUGACUAGAGAAGAGUACCGAUCACAUUUCAGCAUAUGGGCAUUGGCAAAAGCUCCUCUGCUGAUUGGGUGCGAUCUAAGAUCUAUGGACAAAGUCACCUUUGAGUUGCUUAGCAACAAAGACGUGAUUGCUGUUAACCAAGACAAACUUGGGAUCCAAGGAAAGAAAGUCAAGAAAGAUGGUGAUCUUGAGGUAUGGGCAGGUCCUUUAAGCAAGAAACGAGUAGCAGUCAUCCUAUGGAACAGAGGAUCAUUACCUGCAAACAUCACAGCUGGAUGGGAAGACAUUGGUCUUCAUUCAUCAGCUAUUGUUAAUGCUCGUGACUUAUGGGCGCAUUCAACACACUCGGGGGUUAAAAAACAACUAUCUGCUCUAGUGGAGCCUCAUGCCUGUAAAAUGUAUACGCUCACCAGACGCAAAGCUUAAGAUGCUGUUCUUCUAGAGAGCUAGAGUCAAUCAAGUGAAACUGAUCUCUAGCCAAAUACAGUUGAAUCCUGAAGAUUUUAUCAAUUUUCUCUUAGUCAAUCUAUGCUGGAUAUGAGAUGCCAGCGCAUCAUAAAUGAUCAAUCCAAAUAACAUUAUAAUAAGAAUAAAUUUGAUAAAUAUCAA